AUGUUCAUUUUUCCUACUGCUAAGGCUGAAACAAUGUAUACCGAAAUAGCUUUCUCUUUAUUUGUUUCCUGUGUCAUCCUCUUCCUUUACUUUGUUCUCAACAAGAGAACCAACGGAGCAAAAUCGUUAAACCUGCCACCAGGGCCACCAAAGCUACCUCUAAUAGGGAACGUUCACCAGCUAGCGGGACUGCUCCCACACCGUGCAUUUCGAGACUUUGCACGAAAACAUGGCCCCAUCAUGCAUAUCCAACUUGGCCAAAUUUCAGUAGUUAUCAUUUCAUCACCCCGACUAGCAAAAGAGGUACUUAAAACUCAUGAUGUUGCACUUGCAGAUCGUCCCAAGACUUUUGGGAGUGAGCUUGUACUGUAUAGGAACACCGAUAUAGCCCUCGCUCCAUAUGGUGAGUAUUGGAGACAAAUGAAAAAGAUCGCCUCCUUAGAACUCCUUAGUGCCAAAAAAGUUCAAUCAUUUGGUCCAAUAAGAGAGCAAGAACUUCGCGGUUUCAUGAACUUUCUCCGAUUAUCUUCAGGGAAACCCAUAAACAUACACAAAACCAUCACGGAAUUGGUGAAUAAUGUUGUCUGCAAAGCUUCCUUCGGAAAAAACUGUAAACACCAGGAUGCCCUCCUAGAGUUCCUGGAUGAGUUUGCAAGAGUAAAUAGUGGGUUUUAUGUUGCGGAUUUGUUUCCAGAUUUUAAGUUUCUUUACGUGGUUUUUGGACUGAGAUCAAAGUUAAUGAAGCUGCACAAGACUCUUGACAGAAUCUUCAAUGACAUCUUGGAGGAGCAUGAUGAUAGAAAGAGAGAUGGAGGGGAACAAGAGGAAGAUCUUCUUGAUGUUCUUCUUAGAAUCAAAGAGGAAGGAGAUCUUGAGUUCCCCAUUACGAAUAACAAUAUUAAAGCAAUCUUUGUGGACAUCUUUGCAGGAGGCACUGAUACAUCAUCCGUAACUAUUGAAUGGGCUAUGACAGAAAUGAUGAGACAUCCGAAUGUGCUGGAAAAGGCGCAAGCAGAAGUCAUAGAAACCUUCAAGGGGAAGAGAAAAAUCAUUGAGUCAGACGUACAUGGUUUGACCUAUUUGCAAUCAGUAAUCAAAGAGACUCUAAGGCUUCACCCUCCAAUACCAAUGUUACUCCCACAUGUAUGCAAGGAGCAUUGUAAAAUUGAUGACUAUGAUAUACCUGUGAAAAUGAAGCUAAUCAUCAAUGCAUGGGCAUGCUCUACUGAUCCUGAAUAUUGGGAUGAUUCUGAGAGCUUCAAGCCUGAGAGAUUUGAAGAUACUUCAGUUGACUUUAUGGGAAUCAAUUAUCACUUUAUCCCAUUUGGGUCUGGGAGGAGAAUGUGCCCAGGCAUGAAUUUUGGGUUGACCACAGUCGAGUUUUUCCUUGCGCAAAUGUUAUACUACUUCAAUUGGCAACUCCCGGAUGGAUUAAAUCCUCUAGAUGUUGAUAUGGCGGAGACCGAUGGAUUAAUAGCAGCAAAAAAGACUCACUUACAUUUGAUUCCUACUUCUUUUGCUCCAUAA
Lactuca virosa is the source of this 1527-nucleotide messenger RNA. NCBI's taxonomy places the organism in Eukaryota, Viridiplantae, Streptophyta, Magnoliopsida, Asterales, Asteraceae. The record is from the annotation of a GenBank genome assembly.